Messenger RNA from Cydia fagiglandana, 3894 nucleotides. RefSeq names its product kazrin (gene Liprin-gamma). Bases 418 to 3507 code for a protein of 1029 amino acids. The transcript has 21 exons. The record is from RefSeq and is a predicted model, not a curated record. Lineage: Eukaryota; Metazoa; Arthropoda; Insecta; Lepidoptera; Tortricidae. Gene Ontology annotation, molecular function: protein binding.
GUCGUCCGCGCGCGCCGCUACGACCGCCUACGACCGCUACGCCGCGUAGCCACUUCCGACUACGCCGCUACGAAGCCUACAAAACUACAAUGAACUUCAUUGUGACUGUGUACAUAUAGGAUUACAUUUUGUGUGUGUACUUUUGUGUAAUAUAGAAGAAACGUGGACCUGGUGAUUGAUAUAGCAGCAAGCGUAUACAAGGCACUGCUUCUGAUUUCCGUGGGGAUACUAGUAAAAGACAAUAAAUCAAGAACGAACGAAUUUCAAACUGUCAUCGAGCUGUCAGAGCAACAACUAGCGAACAAAGCGUGGAGCGAAGUGGAAUAGUUCAGUGUUGGCUGUGAGCGUGGCGAGGCAGGGAACAUGAGGCGGCGGGGCGGGGGGGGAUAGCAUGACAGCGCGUGCCACGGCGGCCUGAUGGCGCUAGUGCGCCGGAUACUAGGCGACGCCCAGGCGAAACUCCGCAAGAUGGUGGACGAGCAGGUGUCCGUCGGCGCCCGCGUGGAGGCGGACGCGGAGCCCGAGCCCGCCGACCCCCUCAUCACGCCUGCCAGCUCCGUGUUCAGCGCCGACGUGCCCCCGGCUCCCCCCGAGCGAAGACUGCUCAUGGGCACCUUAGACAAACCACGGAAUGGCUCACUAAAUGGUGAUAAGGAGGCCACACUCAACAGAGGAGCUAGGCUUUCCAUUAGAAAUGGAAAAGAUAAUCCUUUUAUAGAUGAUGACAAUAAAGAGAAUCAAGCGAAUGGUAAACUUGAAUCGCCAAUCAAAUGGUCGACGCAGAACGGGAGUGACAGCGGGACAUACGCCGAAAUUGGUAUUGAAGGAAACAGCAAUGCGAGCGAACGGAAUGUUCUGGAUCCGGCGGACAGUUCUGAAGAAGAGGUCCCUUUACCCGACGCGACCUCGCCGGGGAGGAGUAGUGAUGGGCCAGAACCUAGAGCUGAUAUUACUGCUACUCUUGAAGGAGAGGCGGCUUCCCCCGGCGGGCGAUCGGACCGUUCGCGGCAGGAAGAGGUCCCGGCCUCCCCGGGGAUGCUCACGGCCGCGCAGCUGGCCAGGAGGCUGAGGCUCGAGAAUGAACGCUUGCAGGCUGAACUAACGCGGGUCCGUCGGUUGCUGGUAACGGCAGCAGAGAGAGGCGAGGCCGGGACAGCGUUAUUAGAGAGGACGAAGGCAGAGGGCGAGGCAGAUGCUGCACCACUCGACCCUCAGGUUCUUGAGAAGGAGUUACUGCUUGCUAGAGAGGCUGUCACGUCACUGAAAGCGGACAAAAAAAGGUUGAAAGCGGAAAAGUUUGACUUGCUCAACCAAAUGAAGCAACUGUACGCUACCCUGGAGGACAAAGAGAAAGAACUGCGGGACUUCAUCAGAAAUUAUGAGCAGAUGCGUUCCCGCGGUGGCGCGUCAUCUGCGCUCGGAGCGGAGCGAGCAGAACGCGAACGCGAACGAGCGGCGCUCCUUCGACACGCUCGCGACGAGGCCGAACGUUCGCUGCAGCUCGCGGCCGCGCUCAGUGCGAGAGAUACGCAGCUCAGGCAUGCCAGGGAGCAACUGUUUGAGGCAAGAAGACAGCUGCAAGCAGCCGGGUGUCUGUCUGAAGGUGAGAGCGUGGCGUCCCUCGGAUUAGGGCCCCCUAUGAUGCUGGGAGGACCUUCGGGGCUGGUCGGAGACAGGGGCAGCUGCAGCGCAGAUUCUGGCGUCAGAGUGACAGGGAGCAGCGACGGUGGCGCCACGUCGGUGUGCGGCGGCAACCUCUCGGACUCCACGGCUGAGGGCGCGCCGCCACUGCUGGACCCGUACGACACGGACGCCGCGUCACUAGUGUCAUCGGCUCACCACAUUUACCAAUUGAGCACGCCUCGGGACUGCAGUCCGACCUUGUCACCACACAACAGCGCUUCUCCCUUUACAAGAUCCAUCGAUGCGGGCUCUCUCUCGAGAUCGGUGGAGCAGCUCUCAAGCCCGGGCGAGGAUUCAGGGCUAGUGGGUGGUCUACGUGCGCGAUCAGGGGGCAAAGGUGCGCGCGGACGAGGUUCCGCCUGGGGCUCAAUCUCGCGCGUGUUUGCGCGAUCCCGCCACCGCACCAAGUCAGGCAGCGCAGCCAACAGCGGUCACGAGAGCGAACCAGUAUACGCGGGCACGGGUUCCCGAGCGUGGUCGCCGCUCGGCAGCGAGGCGGCACUCCGCGAGGCAGCCUCGUUGCCUCUGUCGCGGUGGAGGGCUCCUGCCAUCAUAGCGUGGCUAGAGCUGGCGCUGGGCAUGCCGCAGUACGCUGCGGCCGUCGCGGACAACGUUAAAAGUGGGAAGAUCCGUGCUUUGAAUGGGCAGGUUCUGCUCGAGUUGACGGACACGGACCUCGAGGCGGGGCUGGGCGUGACGCAGCCGAUGCACCGCAAGAAGCUGAGGCUGGCCAUCGAGGAGCGCCGGCGGCCGGACCUGGUGCGUCAUCCCACCAUCGGGCAACUAACGCACGCGUGGGUCGCGGCAGAGUGGCUGCCGGAUCUCGGACUAGCACAGUAUGCCGAGUCUUUCUUGGCGAACCUGGUCGACGCUCGUAUGCUGGAUACCAUCAGCAAGAAGGAACUGGAGAAGUAUCUCGGGGUCACGAGGAAGUUCCACCAGGCAUCCAUUGUGCACGGGAUACAUCUGCUGAGGAUAAUGAAGUACGACAGACAAGCGCUGGCUGUGAGGCGGCAUCAGUGUGAAAAUGUAGAUGCAGAUCCUUUAGUUUGGACCAAUCAGAGAUUUAUGCGGUGGGCUCAUAAUAUCGACCUAGGUGAAUUUGCUGAAAACCUGAAAGACAGCGGAGUUCACGGAGGAUUAGUUGUGCUAGAACCAUCGUUCACGGGCGAGACUAUGGCCACAGCACUCGGCAUUCCGCCCUCCAAGAGCAUUAUUAGAAGACACCUCGUCACCGAAUUUGACGCUCUUAUCAUUCCAGCGAGGAAUAUGUUCGGGCAUCAGAUAAGGAUGUUGGGACGACCAUUCUCGAGGUCGGUUGCAACGGGAUUACCGGGAAUUGAUUUAAGCGGUGACUCCCGAAGGCAUAGUCUCAGGGGCUCGAUAACCCGCGCACUAGGCGUCCUGAAACCAAAGCACGACCGAACUUCGCCUUCGAGUUCUAGCGAGAGCUCAAGCGUGCUAAGCCUGACUACGCAGCCGUACCAGCUGUCAUACUCGCCGCCUAUAGCCGUGCGGACGUUGUCGCAGCUGAGCAUGGCGUAUGCGCCGCCGCCGACGCUACAGGAGUACGAGCCGAUCUACACGCCGCUGAGCCUCUACUCGCAGUCCAGCGUCUCAACGAGGGACAGUCGGACCAGACUGAAUGAUGUGAAGGAGAAUGCGGGAAUUACUCAUAGAUACGGACAAAAGGCGGACCACGCGCACAGAGUCAGCUCUCCGCUGCCGGCCAAGUCUGUGGACGACUCCGUUGUGAAGCAGAAACGGCACCGCCGCGUGAAAAGCAUCGGCGACAUCAAUGCCUGCAGCAAGACCUCCGUGUAGGACAAUACCGGCAAACCUCCUAGUCUAAUAGUCAACCAACAGUAUCCUACAAUAAGGAUCAGCGACGUUAAUUCUUGCAAUACGAGCAGUGCAAUACCGACAAUUAGAAAAUUAAUGAACCCCCAGUCUCCUGGAGGAUACAAUGAACAAUUCUAUUUAGGGACCCUGUCUUUGAUCUAAAUUAGGUAUUUUUAAAAGGGCACUUAUAACUAUGAAUUUGUCCUUUAAAAAAAAGCUGUUGGGCCUAGGCCGAAGAUGAAAAAAAUAAAGCAAGAAUGCUCAAUAUCCUCUAGUCUGCGAUGUACAAAGUUGCAUAUCAAAAAUAUCCAAAUAAAAAAUAGCAAAAAAUAGACUGAAUGAGCAAGUCUCAACAUUUUAUUUACGGUC